Nymphalis io (European peacock) is the source of this 899-nucleotide messenger RNA. RefSeq names its product growth arrest and DNA damage-inducible proteins-interacting protein 1 (gene CRIF). The record is from RefSeq and is a predicted model, not a curated record. NCBI's taxonomy places the organism in Eukaryota, Metazoa, Arthropoda, Insecta, Lepidoptera, Nymphalidae. Gene Ontology annotation, cellular component: nucleus. Bases 78 to 818 code for a protein of 246 amino acids. The transcript has 3 exons.
UUUUGUCUAUGGGGAAUAUACUAAGGUUAAAUCAAAAUAAAAAUAACCUAAAAGUUUAUUGUUAUUAAAAUAUUAAAAUGAAUAUUUGUGUGAAAACUAAGUAUUUACGACCAAGCUUUGUCAGUAGCUUGUGUCGUUUUUCUACAGCACCAGAUUUAGAACAAAAUGAGCAAGUAGUGUUAAUUGAUGAUACAGAAGAUGUUCAGGCUAAAGAAGCAGCAAUUGAAAAGAAAAGAAAUAAGUCUGGUCUGAAUCCGGCACAUUAUAACAUAAUCAAUGAUAGACGACCGUAUGAUACACCUAUGUGUAUAGCUCACUUAACAGUAAAGUAUAGUAGAAAAAUGUAUGGAAAAUAUGGUAUAGCCAGUGGAGUUAAUCCAAGUCUUUGUUGGCCCACCAAAGAAGAAAUAAAAGAAAAAAAAGAAUUUGAAUCAGUUGCAUAUCCCUACACAAUUAAACAGGUAAUGGAUUCAGUGGAGAUAAAGAGACAGGAACAAAAGCUAAAAACUGAACAAAGAGAGAUGGAGUUAGCUACAAAGUUUGCUAAGUUGGAUCAAUGGAAGAAGGAAUUAAAUGAUAAGAUUAACAAGAAAGCCAAUGAGAUCAAAGCUGCAAAGCAAAAGAAGGAACGUCUUGUAGAAGAAGUGAGAAGGCAUUUUGGUUUCACGCUUGAUCCAAGAGACGAACGAUUCCAAGAGAUGCUGGCUAAAAGGGAGAAAGAGCAAAAGAAACUGGAAAAGCAAGCUAAAAUGGAAGCGAAGGAGAAGAUGAUGAUUGCUAAACUGCAACAAAAGAAUGUUGAAAUCAGUGAAAAGUGAGUCCCUACUUAGGGACUAGUAUAUUACUAGGGACUAGUAUAGUAUAUAUUUCUAGAGUAAUAAAUUAAUGUUUUAAUCUGA